CAUAAAAAGUUGAUACAACCUUAUCUUCCUCACCCAGCUCUGCAUUGCAUUGCAUUGCAACACAUAUUUUUACAUCUACAUUAGCCUCUCUCUCACACUCAGAAUCAUUCUCUCGUCGACCACAUGGCUCUCGAGGUUGCUGUCAAGGCUGCAGUUGGUGAUCCUCAUGUUCUUGGGGACUGUCCAUUUAGCCAAAGGGUACUUCUGACUUUGGAGGAGAAGAAAAUAUCUUACCAGAGGCACCUCAUCAAUCUCAGUGACAAACCCACAUGGUUUCUGCAAGUGAAUCCUGGAGGGAAGGUGCCUGUGGUGAAGUUUGAUGACAAAUGGGUAUCUGAUUCUGAUGUUAUUGUUGGGAUUCUUGAGGAGAAAUACCCUCAACCUGCUCUCACCACUCCACCAGAAUUCACCUCUGUGGGAUCAAAUAUUUUUGGUACGUUUGUGACUUUCUUGAAGAGCAAGGACUCAAGUGAUGGGUCAGAACAGGCUCUGCUCACCGAACUGAAGGCACUUGAAGAGCAUCUUAAGGCACAUGGCCCAUAUAUCGCUGGUGAGAAGGUUAGUGCUGUAGAUUUAAGUUUGGCCCCAAAACUGUACCAUCUUGAUGUGGCUCUUGAACAUUUCAAGAAGUGGACUGUCCCGGCAGAGAUGACUAAUGUCCUCAACUACAAGAAGCUGCUAUUCUCAAGGGAAUCAUUCGAGAAAACCAAGGCUGAAAAGAAAUAUAUAAUUGCAGGAUGGGAGCCAAAAGUGAAUCCAUGAACUAUUUCUAGAAUAUGGGAUUUUGAAGCUAUGAAUCCUGGUCGAGACUCUUAAAUGGCUUCAUCCAAACGAGGCUUUGGUGUAUUUUAUAUGUAGCCAUUCGAAUAAAUGUUUACCUAUAAGCAUGUUUAACGACUUGCUCUAUUAAAUGACAAGGGUAAUUUUCUUA
Humulus lupulus (European hop) is the source of this 931-nucleotide messenger RNA. RefSeq names its product glutathione S-transferase DHAR1, mitochondrial-like. The transcript has 6 exons. Lineage: Eukaryota; Viridiplantae; Streptophyta; Magnoliopsida; Rosales; Cannabaceae. Gene Ontology annotation, molecular function: glutathione dehydrogenase (ascorbate) activity. Gene Ontology annotation, biological process: cellular oxidant detoxification; ascorbate glutathione cycle; protein glutathionylation. The coding region runs from base 124 to 762 and encodes 212 amino acids. The record is from RefSeq and is a predicted model, not a curated record.